This is a messenger RNA of Penaeus indicus, 2625 nucleotides long. RefSeq lists its product as uncharacterized. The transcript is spliced from 5 exons. NCBI's taxonomy places the organism in Eukaryota, Metazoa, Arthropoda, Malacostraca, Decapoda, Penaeidae. The record is from RefSeq and is a predicted model, not a curated record. The coding region runs from base 1 to 2625 and encodes 874 amino acids.
AUGGCAAUUAUGAGUGACGAGAGCGCGCUCUCAACUGUCCUAGCCAAUAUAAAACAGCUCACCAGUCCAGCCAUGAUUUUUUCUGUACACCAAAUAAGUCUCGCUGCUCAUCUGGGCGAUAAAGUCCUCUCGGGUCAGCCCACACCGCAUGGAGAAGUUGCACAGAUAGAGGGGCGUGUGAUUGGACUUUAUUCCCAAAUGAGUGAUCGAGACGCGGGCCUUCCAAUCACCGCUGCUCUAAUCUGUGGAAUUUCUCUUUGCAGGAUGUGGCGCUUCACGGCGACGUUACUGCUGCUGGCUCUGGCCUCGGCCGAACCCCAGGGAUACAAUUACCCGGAACCCGACAACCAAUAUCUUCCUCCCGCAAAGUGCAAGCUUGCCCCUGUCACCUCCGUCGUCUACAACACUCAGAUUCAGACCUCAGUUCGCCUCCAGACCGUCAAUCAAGUCAAAACUCAGUAUAGAACCACCACCAUUGUCAGGCAACAGGUGGUACCAACCACACUUUUCCAGACUCGUGUUCAAACGCAGGUCCAGUAUCAGACCAGUGUUGUUCGACAAACAACCAUUCGUGCUAUUGAUAGGUUUGUCACACAAACUGUUCCAAGCCCACCUGUUGUACAAACUCGUUUCGUCACUUCAACCCGUGUGGUGCCACAGGUCAAUUACGUCACACGUACACAGGUGCAGACACAGGUGGUUCCUGUCCAGGUAACCUCCACUCAGAUCAGGACAAUUAUCCAACCUCUUACUAAUUACCAAACACAGCAGCGCCAAGCUACCCGUGUUGUCACUGUCCCAGGCCGUGAAGUUGUACAAACUCGUGUUCAGACUGUUGUUCAGACAUCCAUUGUCAGGAGCCAACAGCCAGCUAUCACCCGUUUUGUAACAUCCACACGUGUCCAACAACUACUAAAGACAUCUAUCGUCCGUGGACAGGACGUUCUUACAACUACUGUUGCUCAGCGUCAACAAAUCAUUCCUUUCACAUCUGUCAAUACUCGUUACGAGAAUGUCGUUACUACUCGUCAACAGCUGGUCACCAGAACCAAUGUUGCUACCCAGACGCGCAUCCUCACACAGGUGGUGCCCCAAGAGGUGGUGCGUACUCAGGUGGUUCCCACCACCAUCUAUACCACUCUCUUCGAGACAAGGGUUCAGCCCUUCACACGGGUACAGACCGUUGUCAGAACCCAGUACGUCACACCGGUCCCCGUCGUACAAACCCGUCAGGAAGUCAGAACCUCUGUAGUCCAAAUACCCGGCCAAGACCGUAUCGUUAACCGGGAGGUGGUGCAGACCCAACAAAGACAGCAGCUCGUGUACCGCACAGUCAACCAACCUCGCCAACUUACCGUCACUCAGACACUUACUUCCUCUUUGAACUUUAACUCAACUGAAGUAAUACUAACCAUUCUAUUCUUCAGGAUGAGGACGUUGCUGCUCUCUCUGUUGGUCGGCUUCGCCUUCGGGGCGUCCGUCGAGAGGCCUCGCCGUCAGAUCUUCGGAGCUCGCAUCAACCUCGAAUCCUCCUAUUUGCCGCCAAAGGAAGAAGCCCAAUGCAAGCCAUCUGUCGUCUACCGCACGCAGAUCCAAUAUUCUACCGUAGUCGUCCCGUCAACCGUCUACAACACAAACGUUCAGUACAUCACUCAAACAUCCGUCCGCACACAGCAAGUCUUCACCACCUUAUACUCGCAGAUCGUCCGCACUCAGCAGGUUCCUUCAGUAAGAUACCAAACGCUCACUGUCACGACCACUCAGGAAAACCUACGCACACAGCUCGUCACUCUCCCUCCUCAGGUCAAUUACGUGACUCGUACUCAGCAGAGUGUCAGGACACAAGUGCAAUACCAGACACGGUAUGAGACUCGCGUCCAGCAGGUACCUACCACCAUCGUUAGAAACGUCGUCUCAACACAGGUGGUACCUCAGCAGGUGGUCAGCACCGUCUACAGAACACAGACGGUUAUAAGAACACAGCAGUUACCAGAUCAGACUCGCAUUGUACCAACUACUCAGUACAGCACCCGUUAUUCUACUGUAGUCAUACCUGCACAGAACGUCGUCAGAACUACCCAGCUUGUCAGGACCAACGUCGUCACCCAAACCAUCACACAACCUGGUCAGACUCGAGUCAUCACCUCUACACAGCUGGUUCCUGUCACCACCACCAUCGUCUCUCAGCUGCUUCGCACUAGCACGCAGAUUCAAUACGUAACACGUACACAAGUAGAACAGCGAGUCUCCACCGUCCUUCGUACACAGCAGGUGCCACAGUACAACACAAGAAUCGUCACCGUUCCUCAGCAGGUCGUCAGGACACAGUUCUCUACCCGAGUGGUUCCUACAACCAUUUACGCUCAGAGGACAGCGUCUUCAUACAUCAACCUUCCCGCUCAGACACGCUACGUCACAGUCACUCAAACCUCCGUCAGGACACAACAACUGCCCGAUCAGACCCGCAUUCAAUACAACACCAGAAUUGUCUACAACACCAAUUACGUGACUUCUACCGUAUACAGGGAACAGUACAACACCGUGACGGCCACCGCUACCGUCAAAGGAGACUGCGGCUACAGCUACCCAGCUCCCGCUCGCGCCUUCAACCCCUUCGCCAGCUAG